CGGUAGGAGGAGCCGGGGCUGCGAGGGAGGAGCCGCUCCGGCUCGGCAACACGGUGAUCCGGAGCAAGGUGCAGAGGGAGCCGGGCCCAGCCGGGGGCCCGGCCAGCUCCGCCCCAGGAAUCCCGGUGCCACGGCAGCAGAGUCCCCGCCUCCAGCAGAGCCGGUGCAGCGGGCGGAAAGAGCCGUAUCGCAGAGAUCCCGGGCUGGCUGCCGCCUGCCGGGGGAAGGGAGCUGGGCACCGGGGUAGGGAUGAUCCGCGCCCGGGGAGGUCCCGGCCCCUGAUGCGGCUCUGAAGCCGGAUGACAGCGCAGCUCCCUUCCCUCCCCUUCCCCGGUCUCACGGGCCCCGCGGCUGCUUCGGUUCUGGCUCCCCAUAUCAUUAGCGGUCGGGCUCAGAUCCCUUCGAAUCCGGUGUGACCCACGCGGUGAUCCGGCUCCGAUCUGGAUAUAGACCCUCCUUCUUGGUGACCCGGAUUGCACGGUACCCGGUUCCGCUGGGGAGUGCACACCUUUCCCAUCCCGGGAAUCGUCUUCCUUGACUCUACCCAUAACGGCGUCGAAUUUUGCAGCCGCCACAAGGAUUGGAGACUAUCUACCUGCUUCUAUUUGGAUUGCACAGAGUUUGGUUGCACAGCAGCGCUGCACUGACCCGAUUGCACAACAUCAGCACCGACAUAUCUCCAGAUUGCACGUUAGUUACUUGCAGGAAUUGGGAUUGCACAGCAGCCUUUGCACAGGUCCAUACUGCACAUUACUUACCUGCACCAAUCCGGAUUGCUCAAUAGCCUUGGGCUAAUCCACACUGCACAAAAUCCUUUGCACUAAUUAGAUUGCACAGCAGAUCCCAGCACUGAUUGCACCUGCACUGAUUUGGAUUGCACACUAUUCACUUACACCAAUUCAGAUUGCACAUUAUUUACCUGCACAGAUCCAGAUUGCAUAGCAGCUUCUGCAGGUGUCUGUGUUUUUGCUCACUGCCAAAACUGGUGAAAGAUGUUACCAGGGUCUAUCCAGAUCUCUGGGGAGACUUUAUCAAGUGCUGAGAUCCGGGACAUUUGCGAGAGCCUGCGGGAAAACUCGGUGCGACUGCUGUCACUCCGGGGCUGCCAGCUUUCUGACCGGGAUUUCGGGCGCAUUUGCCGAGGGGUAGCGGAAUCUCACUCCUUGGCUCAGCUCAACCUCAACCUGGGGAUUGUGUCCAACAUCAAUCGGGUCAAGCAACUGGCAGAAGCCCUGAAGACAAACCGCUCCAUCCAGUCUCUGUUCCUCCAUGGGAGCCCCCUGACAGACGCUGGCCUAGCUCUCCUCAAUCCAGCGCUCUCCAUCCAUCCCUCUCUGGUGGCUUUGGACUUGGGAGACUGCAUGCUGGGUGACGAGGGCAUCAACUUGAUCUGUGGGCUCCUGCCUCCUGAUGGAGCCAAGUCGGGCCUUAAGGAGUUAACACUGAGCGCAAACCCGGGUGUCACGGCCAAAGGUUGGGGGCGCCUGGCCAUUGCAGUAGCUCACAGCUCCCAGGUGCGAGUGUUGAACCUGGACUACAACCCCCUCGGUGACCAGGUAGCAGGGAUGCUGGCUGUUGCUGUGGCCUCCAGUCGCACCCUGGAGGUUCUGGACUUGGAAGGAACAGGACUUACCAACCAUUCAGCCCAGACCUUGCUGGACAUGGUGGAGAAUUACCCAACCGCCCUGCGGACGCUGAUCCUGGCAGAGAACAGCAUCAGUCCCGAGCUACAGCAGCAGAUCUCGGACCUGCUCUCCGAGGGUGAGGAAGAGGAGGAGAAUGAGGCUCAUGAAGUCACGGCCAGGGAGAAGAACCCCUGGAUCUGCCAGAGCAAUCCCACCUCCCAGAUGGUCUUGGUGACGUCAGGUCUGGGCGAGAGCCUCUUAGCAGAAACAGAGAUGUGACUAGGAUACUCCUGCAGCGUCUACUGAGAAAAGCACUGUUUGCCUGUAUGGGUGGGCCGUGUGCAAUGCGUGCAUGGAGUAUGUGUGUGUGUGUUCAUGCCACACAGGCUGGGUGAAUGUCUGUGCUGUGUGUGUGCAUACCCUGCUGUGCCCAUGCCCACGUGCCUCCAGGAGGCCAGCCCCAAUU
This is a messenger RNA of Mauremys reevesii (Reeves's turtle), 2091 nucleotides long. It is a transcript of the gene LRRC73, whose product is annotated as leucine rich repeat containing 73. The coding region runs from base 993 to 1904 and encodes 303 amino acids. The transcript has 6 exons. The record is from RefSeq and is a predicted model, not a curated record. Gene Ontology annotation, molecular function: protein binding. Lineage: Eukaryota; Metazoa; Chordata; Testudines; Geoemydidae.